This is a messenger RNA of Triplophysa rosa, 3292 nucleotides long. Its product is annotated as protein-glutamine gamma-glutamyltransferase 5-like. Gene Ontology annotation, molecular function: protein-glutamine gamma-glutamyltransferase activity. Lineage: Eukaryota; Metazoa; Chordata; Actinopteri; Cypriniformes; Nemacheilidae. Bases 100 to 2358 code for a protein of 752 amino acids. The transcript has 18 exons. Gene Ontology annotation, biological process: peptide cross-linking. The record is from RefSeq and is a predicted model, not a curated record.
CUUCUUCAGAAGGGAGGCACGAGAGAAUCUCCAAUAAAAAGAGAAAGAACACACAAAGGAUCAGCAUCUUACAGCAAAUAAACAACGAAGCGGAAUCCCAUGGAUAAGUUCAGGUUUAGAAAUGUCGACCUUCAGUCGACCAAAAACCAGCUCAGUCACAAUACCAGCGGUCUGAGCUCCACGACUUUGGUCCUGCGGAGAGGACAGGCCUUUCAGAUUCUGGUGAGCUUCAAUGGACGUGAAUUCAAUCCACGCAAGGAUAAACUGGUCUUCCAAGCUGUUCUAGGUCCGUUGUCUUUCGAACUGCCUGUCUCUGGUCCCAGACAACCCAUCACUGGUUCCGGGCAGCCCGCCUCUGCUUCCGGGCAGCCCGCCUCUGCUUCGGUACAGCCCGCCUCUGCUUCCGUACAGCCCGUCUCUGGUUCCAUACAGCCUGUCUCUGUGACUGGACAACCAUCUAGUGCUCAAUGGACUGCCACUCUGGAGCGGGGCGUACCUAACCCAAACUCACCCCUCACAAUAUCAGUUGUGCUCUUCAGCCCAGCAUCUGCCUCUGUGGGGGUUUACACCCUCAGCCUGAGAGUAGAGACCCACACGAGUGUAAGAACCCACUCGCUUGGUCAAUUUACGCUGCUCUGCAACCCCUGGUGUCAAGGUGAUUCUGUGUUUCUGAGCUCUAAUGAGCUGAGAGAUGAAUAUGUAAGAAGUGAUAUUGGACUGCUGUUUAAAGGUACAGCGAGUAACUACGUCUCCAGACCGUGGUCUUUUGAACAGUAUGAAAAGGGGAUAUUGGACAUUUGUAUGAAACUGCUGCAGUUGAGUCCCCAGUAUCUCACCGACAGGAGAAGAGAUUUGCUGAACCGCAGCAAUCCGGUCUACAUUGGCAGAGUGAUCUCAGCUAUGGUGAACUCUCAGGAUGAUAGGGGUGUGCUAAUGGGAAACUGGUCAGGUGAAUACAAUGGUGGCAUUAACCCAUCAACAUGGUCUGGCAGUGCAGAUAUCCUCAGGAAAUGGUCAGAAUCACAAUUCAGGCCUGUUAAAUAUGGCCAGUGCUGGGUGUUUGCAGCAGUCAUGUGCACAGUAAUGAGGGCACUCGGCAUUCCAACUCGUACGGUCACUAACUUUAACUCCGCCCACGACACAAAUGGAAAUAUGGUGAUUGAGGAAUAUUACUCAGAGUUGGGGAAAAAGCUAUCUCUCAGCAAGGAUAGCAUCUGGAACUUUCAUGUGUGGGUGGAGUCUUGGAUGAAGAGGUCUGAUCUGGGUCAAGAGUACGAUGGUUGGCAGGCUCUUGACUCCACACCCCAGGAGAUCAGCGCAGGAAUGUAUAGAUGCGGUCCAGCUGCUCUGAAGGCCAUUCUUGACAGGAAGGUUGAGGCCCAGUACGAUGUACCGUUUGUCUACGCUGAAGUGAAUGCUGAUGUGCGUACAAUGAUUGUGCGUGAUGGGAAGGUUUUGUCAUCCGAGACUGAUACUAAAAGAGUCGGAGCCCUGAUCUGCACCAAGCGUCCAGGAUCCAUGCAAAUGUUAAACAUCACCUCAGAUUAUAAAAAGGAGACACAUAUGUUUGAGGAAUCAUCAAGAGACAAUAAGUUUAAGGAAUCAUCAAGACUCAAUAUGUUUGAGGAAUCAUCAAGAGACAAUAUGUUUGAGGAAUCACCAAGACUCACACAUAGAUUUGAAGAAGCACCAAGAGUCAUUCCCAAGGAUGUUGUUGUGUCUCUGAAUCUUCUGAAGACCCCUGUAAUCGGAGAAAACAUUUUAUUCAACGUCACAAUCACCAACAACGAGAGCACACACAAAGAGCUUAAAGCGCACGUCAAUGCUCAGAACAAAGAGUACAACAGCAAUCCCACAAACACCUUCUGGGAGGCUCAUAAUGACCUGAAGCUCGCUCCUAACGAAACUCAUACUUUCGAACUCGAGAUCUCUUCCAGCGAUUAUGCAUCUAAAGAGGUGAGGGAGGAUUAUCUGGUUAACCUGGCUGUGGUUAUAGAGGACGUGGAGACUCAGAAGAGAACGCUGGCUUCUCAAGAGUUUAACAUCAUCAGUCCUACUCUCACUAUACAGAUCGCAGAUGAGAACUCUGUCAUGAUAAACAUGCAGCAAGUUGCCACGGUGACCUUCACGAGUCCCUUUGCCAUUCCGGUGAAUGGAGAGCUCACGGUCAUGGGUUCAGGACUCUUGGAAGAGAAGGUUCAAAUCAGUCUCACACUGAAGCCUGGAGAGGCCAUGAGAAGAACCGUUCAGUUCACUCCAAGGAUGACAGGUUCCAAGAUGCUCCAGGCUAGUUUGGUGUUGACAAACCUGGCCAGCGUUCUCCAUGGGUUUAUGACCAUACAUGUUAAACAGACUUGAAGAGCUGAAGUGGUUUGAAGAUUCAUGGGAAACAGUCUAUGAACUCAACUCAGCAUAACUGUAAUCCUCAUAUUGUGGUGUUUCUUUAGAAUAAAUCAUAGCUUUGAAGUAUACCUUAAUUGUAAACCAUCUGCUUAAUAAAUAAAUGUAAACGUGAAAGAAGUCUUUAUAUAAAAUUAUGAUUUGUUUCCUUUUUAAAGACCCAGUGAAAUCAAAAUGAAAGUUUUUUUCCUUUUAUUAAAAAUGAGUGAUCCUUAAGGACGUCAAUAAACUGAUAUGCUAUUAAGCACUGACAAAAUUCGCAUCUAGGAGACAUAACCGUUAAAAACUGACAAUCUGGUAGUGCGCCCAAACAAAUCUAGAAAUUCCAUGACAUCAUGCUACACUUGCUACACAGCCUCUCGUCAAAGUUCUUGUCCAAUCAAAUCCGCUUAAGACUGCGAAGAGUCCCGCCCCUUCACUAGCAGAAGUGCGGAAGUGGCACCUCACCAGCCACUUUUUCGAACAUUUAUUAUGUCCUGCAUGGUGAAUGACGCAUAAUGCAGAUGGGAAAUAGGGGAUGAUCCAGACAGUGUAAACAUUUACAUUAAAAUCUUAAUUUCGUGUUAGUGUUACGCAAGCGAUUGCACGUGAGUGUCCUCCGGUUAAGAGACACUAUAGGUCAGAGCUGAUCAUAUGCACGAUCAUACAUGCAAAUCCUCUGAGAAAACAAAACGUAGACCUGUUUCAAGUCUACACAGCAUGUUGAAUGUUAAGGCUCUAUGGAAGAGAUCAAUAUCACAGCCUUGAUGAGUAAAGGCAGGGCCGGCCCAGCCUGUGUUGAUGCCCUAGGCAAGAUUUAAGAUUACGCCCCUCCUAUACAAAUUAACAAAUAAAGAUGAUUUUUUUAAAGCAAAAUUCAUAUUUAUUUGAAUAUAAAAUGAAUUGUGAUGAA